GUUUCCUCUUGAAAGAACAACAAAAAAUAAGGUGAAAUGAGCAUUGUUGAAACCUCAUGUUCUAAGAUUGAUCAUCUUUUUAUGUUGAUCUUGUUCAUUUUAGUGUUAUCAAGUCUUAAAGGGAACAGUCAGCCAUUAGUUCCGGCAAUGUUCAUAUUCGGCGACUCUGUCGUUGAUGUCGGAAACAAUAACAACCUCGAAACCAUUGUCAAGUCUAACUUCCCUCCUUAUGGUAGAGACUUCAUCAACCAUCAUGACACAGGAAGAUUUUGUAAUGGAAAACUUGCAUCUGACUUUACAGGUGAAAAUCUUGGAUUCACUUCAUACCCUCCACCCAUACUAAGCAAAGAAGCCAAUGGAAAGAACCUCUUGCUUGGAGCCAACUUUGCGUCUGGUGGCUCCGGAUAUUAUGACACCACUGCGAAGCUAUACAACACAAUUUCAUUGAGCAAGCAACUUGGAUACUACCAGGAAUACCAAAAGAAGCUCGUUGGGCUCGCAGGGAAGGCGAACGCAACAUCAAUAAUUUCAGGUUCGGUAUACCUGGUUAGCUCAGGAAGCAGUGAUUUUGUCCAGAAUUAUUAUGUCAAUCCACUCCUUUACAAAGUCUACACACCUAACCAAUUCGCCGACAUUCUUAUCCAAGCCUAUUCUCACUUCAUCGAGGAGUUAUAUCGGCUAGGAGCAAGAAAGAUCGGGGUGUCCACAUUACCACCGAUAGGUUGUCUACCAGCGUCCAUUACGCUAUUCGGUGAAGAUAGCAACGAGUGUGUUACCAAGAUGAAUUCAGUAGCCAAAUACUUCAACAAAAAGCUCAAUGCGACAUCUUUAAGUCUCAAGUCGAAACUCUCCGGGCUUAAUCUUGUUGUGUUGGAUAUCUACCACCCUCUUUUCGACCUCAUCCAAAAGCCUACUGAUUUCGGGUUCUUUGAAGCCCGGAAGGCGUGUUGUGGCACCGGGUUGAUAGAGACAUCAUAUCUGUGUAACAAGGAGUCGCCAGGAACGUGCAAAAACGCUUCAGAAUAUGUGUUUUGGGACGGGUUUCAUCCGUCAGAAGCAGCAAACAAGAUUUUAGCAGAUGACUUACUCGUUGAUGGCAUUUCUCUUGUGUCUUAAUGCCAUCUUUUUGAAGUGUGCUUCCUCUUUGAUCUCUAAGAGUCCAACUGGUCAUUUCUAUGAAAAGGUGGAACAAUAUUUGUGUGGGUAUACUCCAUAAAAUUAUAGUUACAAUUUAAAUAAUCAAUAUUUGUAUUGUAAUGUGUUGUAUUCUUGAGGUGUAAUUUAUUCUGUAUUUUUCACUUGUAAGUUUGAUGUUCUUCUACUUAAUAAUACGCCCAUUUUAAACUAA
This is a messenger RNA of Helianthus annuus (common sunflower), 1348 nucleotides long. RefSeq names its product GDSL esterase/lipase At5g22810. Lineage: Eukaryota; Viridiplantae; Streptophyta; Magnoliopsida; Asterales; Asteraceae. The transcript is spliced from 5 exons. Gene Ontology annotation, molecular function: hydrolase activity, acting on ester bonds. Bases 37 to 1116 code for a protein of 359 amino acids. The record is from RefSeq and is a predicted model, not a curated record.